AUGGAUAGCCAAAUACCAAGUUCGACUAGCAAGACGAGUGACGGACAAAAGGUGCCGAGAAAACGGCUACGACUAAGUUGUGGGGAAUGCAGGAAAAAGAAACUUUCAUGUGAUCGUAGAUUACCUUGCCAAAGAUGUGUAAGGACCGGGCGAUCGGGACAAUGUUCAUUCGAAACAGGACAGCCCUCUAUAACGAUGCAUAAGCAGCAGCAAGCUCAGACUGAUAGCGAAGAAGUUCAAAAACUCCGGUCCGAGGUGACGCAAUUGAGAGUACUGCUGUCUAAGAUUCAUUCUCAAAAUGAAGGCACUAUUGUGGCAGAGCCUGUGACUGCUACUGGUGUCUCGGAAAUUAGCUACGGGCUGCUAUCAGACAAGCGUUGCGAGGAGACUUAUGGAUCCAUUAUAACGACGGAUAAUGACCUUAUUCAUCCGAACGCGAGAACUCCUUCUAGCUACUACACGCAACAUCAUCUGUUUCACUUCUUUGAAGAGAUUCCUGAACUCUUUCCGUUCAUGAAAGAAACGUAUGAAGAAUUGUUGGCACCUCAUGGGGCUCGCGUUAGAAAGGACAAAGCUGCUCGGAAUGAUUUACAAGCUUAUAGCCAUUUUACGGCAGAGUGCCAGUUGGAGGCCAUUCUUCCGGCAAAGGAGGUAACAGAUUUUUUAGUACAGUCUUACCUCGAAAAUUUCGAACAACUGCAUCGUAUCGUUCAUAUUCCUACUUUUAAGAAAGAAUAUGCCGAGUUCUGGGUACCUGAUUGUACUCGUCAUUCUACCAUGACGGCACUAGUCCUCUCUAUGAUAUCAAUCUCAAUAUGCAUUCCCGCCAGCUACAACAGUCUCACACCUUCCCAUCACCAAAUAGCUCCAGGGCAGGGGACCUCAGCGUGUGACAAAUGGUUAAGAGAGCAAAGUUCAAAUGGCCGUAAGCUUGUGCAUUAUCAAAUCGGCUGUUUGUUAUAUCUCGCAAGACGAAUGCACAUGAUUAGGAAGAAAGAGUGGUUCAAGGAAACGAGUUCUUUGCUUCAAAAUGCAAUUAUGGAUGGGCUACACCGAGAUCCGACUUCAAGUGGAGAUACAAUCUUGACGCGAGAAAUGAAAAGACGGAUGUGGGCUGUUAUUCGCGAACUCGAGUUGCAAAACUCGUUUGAGACUGGAAUACCAACUCUCCUGAACACAAUUGAUGCUAAAACUGGUACCCCUGGAAAUAUUGAUGAUGACAAGUUUGACGAGACCUCGAAAACACUUCCAAUCUCAGAACCAUUCCACAAACGUACCCGAACAUCUUAUCAAUUUCAUAGCUCUCAUAGUUGGGGGUUGCGUUUAGACGUAUCUCGCCGACUUUUUGCGACAGGAUCACCAAAAGUAUUGAGCUACGAUGAAGUCUUGCAAUUGACCCAUCAAUUGACCCAGAAAAUUCACUCCCUCCCAGCUUGGGAUGAAGUCAAUUCAGGGGCAACAAGCCAUGCCUGCUCUCCUAUUCUCGCUCAUGCAUUCCUACAUUUCCAGCUUAGUGAAUGUAUUAUAGCUAUCCAUCGACCAUAUCUUAAGAGAGAAAAUCGCAAGUUUUGGCUUUCUGAAAAUAGUUUAACAAUGCUUCGAGAAGAUCUUUUGUUGGCUUCAUUAACACUCACUCGUGUCACUUUGCUACAGCCCAAAGGCUCAAGCAGUAUUAUCAUGAGCGAUUCCACUAAUAUCAUUGAUUUCCUCAAGCAAUGCCUUCCUACUAUGGGCAACAGAUAUCUUUAUGGAUUCCACAAAGAGCCUUGGUGUUUUCUGACUAUGGCUACGGCUAUUGCAUUACUCAACAUACAUGCAGGAGAAGGUAGUCCAGAGACCGGCAAGCUCGAUGUUUCACAGAGUUUAUCAGAUCUACAUCACAAGCGUAUCGAAAACCAACGUCAUAUGUUCAUUCCUAUCCAGCAGGAUUCCAUUUCACAAAUGUCCACAGAGCACAUCAAUCCCGGUGGACAAUCUGCUGCGUAUAAAGCCACAGAAGUUCCGGCGUUCUCGUGGUUGAACAUUUCUGAUUUUGAAAGUGAUGUUUUUGAUCUGGGAAUGGACCUAGAUAGCAUGUGGCAGUUUUAG
Messenger RNA from Botrytis sinoallii, 2088 nucleotides. RefSeq lists its product as uncharacterized. Gene Ontology annotation, molecular function: DNA-binding transcription activator activity, RNA polymerase II-specific; RNA polymerase II cis-regulatory region sequence-specific DNA binding; zinc ion binding. The record is from RefSeq and is a predicted model, not a curated record. The transcript is spliced from 6 exons. Gene Ontology annotation, cellular component: nucleus. Gene Ontology annotation, biological process: DNA-templated transcription; regulation of transcription by RNA polymerase II. Lineage: Eukaryota; Fungi; Ascomycota; Leotiomycetes; Helotiales; Sclerotiniaceae. Bases 1 to 2088 code for a protein of 695 amino acids.